GCGUUGUAAAUUAGAUGCCGACGUUCUGCUAUUAAUUAGUUAUAAGUUCCUGUCUUGGGGCAAGUUGUUCGCCCCUUUCCUUUUGCUAAUUUCGAAAUUGGGUCACCGUGUGUGCGAUGCUACAUUCGCUGUUCGAGUUUAUAUGUCUCGUUUUUUUGGGCUGCUGCUGCCGAACCAGUUUGUUGACCUUGUUUUUCGGCUAUCCAAGUGCAAUUGGGGCUUGACUUUUGACAAUAUGUCCGACUUUUCUCUUUUAUGGGGAUAUACCGAAUGGGAAUUAUGAUCGGCGGACAUGCAAUGCAUUUGCAGCGUUGAUUUAUGUGGAAGUUAAUUCUUAUCACCACCUGGCAAGAAAAAAAAAACAUACACACUCACUCCUUCUUGGGGACUUUUCUGUUUUUCCAUCAACAAAGAACGGUUUCGCUUUUCGUUGUCUGGUUGUUUGCGUACGUGUGCGUGAAACGGGGGGUGUCUUUUUUAUAUUGAUUAAAUUAACUGUUAUUAAUUCCGCCAAGCGUCGCUACUCAUGUAAACAACAAACAGCUGUUUUGGGUACUAGAACCUUUAGUGUUGGAUAAUGCCCAGCCUUCAGAUCGCACAUUUCUACUUGGCUGCAAGAUAAGAUUUCAGAAUUACCAAAUAUUUUCGCGUUUAUUCAUAAUUCAAACAUCUUAUCCAGAUUUGCUUACCUGGUAGAAAUGAUUUGCAAAAAAUAUUAUCCUCUUUAAAGCCGUAAUCUUUCGCGCGGAGUAAAAUAAUCAUCUGAUAAAUCAGAUUUGUGUUUAUGCUAAGAUAAAAAACUAGUGAUUAAGUGUGUAAAUCAGCAAUCGUUAGUGUUUUAUUUAAAACAUCUUUAAGUCUGAAACAAAACCUGUGAAAAAAGUGAUAGAAGAACCGUUUUAGGCUAAAUAUGCCCGACUUUUAUGAGCUUUUGAAUGUGUCGUCCACGGCCAGUUUCGAAGAGAUCAAGUGCAGCUACAAGCAGUUGAUACUACAAUGUCAUCCCGACAAAUUGCGACAGCUCGCUGACCUAAAUCCGGGAUCGAAGAGCGAGAACAGCGACUUCAACGCGAUAAACGCGGCGUGGAACACACUCAAAGAUCCCAUCAAACGCAAGCUCUACGAUGCCGAAUUGCUGCAGUCGAAAUUCCGAGCGCACAGUAAUAUUUACGCCAGCGUGGAGCUAAAUGAGAUGCAGCGGAUCCUAGUUGAGGUCGAAGAAGACCACGAUGAGACUUCAGCACCUCCUCCCUCCGCAGAAUCUGAAGUCGAGGCAGACAAAGAGCCGGCGACAGUGUGGAGCUAUGCGUACGAUUGCCGGUGCGGCGGUCAGUAUCUGUUCGACGGACCCGGAGACGAUGAAUCACCCGAAGUGAUUGUGGAGUGCAACGAGUGCUCUCUGGUGAUUAUUGUGAAACAAGCCACAACAUGUAAAUAAAGAACAAAGUGAAAUAAUGGAAAUGCUGCCCAGCACAGCGCUUGUGGUUUAAACUAUUCGAUUAAGAGCUCUGUUGAAAUUAACUUUA
Molecule: messenger RNA, 1526 nt
Organism: Drosophila ficusphila
Lineage: Eukaryota; Metazoa; Arthropoda; Insecta; Diptera; Drosophilidae
Gene: Dph4
Product: DPH4 homolog
Exons: 3
Coding region: 911-1438 (175 amino acids)
Biological process (GO): positive regulation of ATP-dependent activity
Molecular function (GO): ATPase activator activity; ferrous iron binding
Source: RefSeq, a predicted model, not a curated record